Messenger RNA from Didymodactylos carnosus, 291 nucleotides. NCBI's taxonomy places the organism in Eukaryota, Metazoa, Rotifera, Eurotatoria, Philodinida, Philodinidae. The record is from the annotation of a GenBank genome assembly.
AUGUUUAAUGUAGUCCACGAACUAUUAGCAGUUUGCAAAGAAAUGGUUGAUUUUAUUGCUGAUUAUCUGUCUAAUAUUCGAGAUAGACGAGUUUAUCCAAAUGUGAAGCCUGGCUAUAUGAGACAAUUAAUAGCUGAGGAUGCUCCAACGCAAGGUGAAAAGUGGGAAAUCAUAUUUGAAGAUAUAGAAAGAGUCAUUAUGCCUGGUAUUACACAUUGGCAAAGUCCCCACAUGCAUGCCUAUUUUCCAGCACUAAAUUCUUAUCCGUCAUUACUUGGUGUACGUAUUUAA